AAUGUCUUCUAACACAUUCCUUUGCAUCAUUUGUUCUGAAACUUUGACUCGUAAUAAUAUAUACUCAAUCCCGUGCGGCCAUGUUUUUCACAAGGAGUGUAUUACAGACUGGGUCGAACAGAAAAUGUUUUGUCCUAAAUGUGGUAAAGCUACAACUAAAAGGGGUAUUAAGCAACUUUUUGUCGAGGAGAAUAAUAGUGGUAGUUCAAGCAAUAUAAAGACUGAAGAUGGUUCUACUGUGAUUAAAGUAGGUUGA
Messenger RNA from Meloidogyne enterolobii, 256 nucleotides. NCBI's taxonomy places the organism in Eukaryota, Metazoa, Nematoda, Chromadorea, Rhabditida, Meloidogynidae. The record is from the annotation of a GenBank genome assembly.